UUGACCACUUAGAGCCGAUUACUAGCUAAGCUCAAUGUCCACACGGUGUGGCUACUAUGACAACACACUCUUCUUCCCAACUCUCAAAUUCUACUAAAACGCUAACCAUGUCCUGAAUUUUUAUAACCACCAUGGAAACCACCGCACUCCGUCACGCAAUCGGCGUGACCGACUUUCCCUCCCUUACUUACUCUAAACGACGUCGUCUCCACUCUCUCAAAUUCAUUUCCCGUCCUCCUCCUCUCAAUCUCCCCCGUUUUAGUAACCGUCCGAUCAACAACCGCAAACUCCGCUGCAUCGCACACGGCAACAGAAACCACCACCACCACCACGAUCACGACCACAACCACAAUCAUACUCACCACCACCACCAUGACCACCACGGCCACGGCCACGGCCACGGCGAUGUGGAGAAGCUGAGUGGAGCGCAGAGAGGUUUAAUUAGGUUUGCAAAAGCGGUGAAGUGGAUAGAGCUAGCUGAUUUGCUAAGAGAGCAUUUGCAGCUCUGUUGCUGCUCUGCGGCUUUGUUUAUUGUAGCUGCUGCUUGCCCUUACUUAAUUCCGAGUAAAGCCAUUGUCAAGCCCUUGCAAAAUGCGUUCAUGAUCGUCGCCUUCCCUCUCGUCGGGGUCUCGGCAUCCCUUGAUGCUCUUAUUGAUAUUACUGGUGGGAAGGUGAAUAUUCAUGUGUUAAUGGCUCUUGCAGCCUUUGCAUCUGUAUUUAUGGGCAAUGCAUUGGAAGGAGGAUUGCUUCUCGCAAUGUUCAAUCUCGCCCAUAUUGCUGAAGAGUUCUUCACCAGUCGCUCCAUGGUAGAUGUUAAAGAGUUGAAAGAAAAUCAUCCUGAUUCUGCUCUCGUGCUAGAUGUAAACGAUGAGAAACUAGCAGAUCUUUCUGAUUUAUCAUACACAAGUGUUCCAGUGCAUGAUGUAAAAGUGGGCUCAUUUAUUUUGGUCGGAACUGGUGAGGCUGUUCCUGUAGAUUGUGAAGUUUUUCAAGGUAAUGCUACAAUUACUAUUGAGCAUUUGACUGGUGAAAUCAAACCAGUAGAAGCAAAAGUUGGAGACAGAAUUCCUGGUGGUGCAAGGAAUUUGGAUGGUAGAAUGAUUAUGAAGGUCACAAAGAUGUGGAAAGAGUCAACACUGAACAGAAUUGUACAAUUGACUGAAGAAGCACAAUUAAAUAAACCAAAGCUUCAAAGAUGGCUGGAUGAAUUUGGCGAGCACUACAGCAAAGUGGUUGUAGGAUUGUCCAUUGCUGUUGCUCUACUUGGACCAUUUCUUUUUAAGUGGCCAUUUUUCAGCACAUCAGUCUGCAGAGGAUCAAUCUACAGAGCACUAGGGCUUAUGGUGGCUGCAUCACCGUGUGCCUUGGCUGUAGCUCCAUUAGCAUAUGCCACUGCUAUAAGUUCUUGUGCUAAAAAGGGAAUAUUGCUUAAAGGAGGCCAGGUUCUAGAUGCUCUAGCUUCAUGUCACACAAUUGCAUUUGACAAAACUGGGACAUUGACAACCGGAGGGCUGAAGUUUAAAGCUGUUGAGCCAAUUUAUGGACAUCAGCUAGUAAACAAGGAUACAAACUUCACGUCCUGUUGCAUUCCCAGCUGUGAGAAAGAAGCGCUUGCUGUAGCGGCCGCAAUGGAAAAGGGUACGACUCACCCUAUUGGAAGAGCUGUUGUGGAUCAUAGCAUAGGCAAAGACCUACCUGCUAUUUCUGUGGAAAGUUUUGAAUGCUUUCCUGGUAGGGGUCUUACUGCAACUUUGAAUAACAUUGAGUCACCAACUGGAAGGGUUAAGUUGUUGAAGGCAUCACUUGGUUCUGUAGAGUUCAUCACUUCACUUUGUAAAUCUGAAGAUGAAUCAAAGAAAAUCAAGGACGCAGUUAAUGCAUCUUCUUAUGGAGGUGACUUUGUUCACGCUGCUCUUUUCGUAGACGAAAAAGUCACAAUGAUUCACCUUGAGGAUAGACCGCGAGCAGGAGUUUCUGAUGUCAUAACAGAAUUACAAAAUCAAGCGAAGCUCCGUGUUAUGAUGCUCACUGGUGACCAUGAAUCAAGUGCAUGGAGAGUUGCAAAAGCUGUGGGCAUCUCUGAAGUUCAUUGCAGCCUGAAACCCGAGGACAAGCUUAAUCAUGUGAAGAGUAUCACUAGGGAUAUGGGAGGAGGUCUGAUUAUGGUAGGUGAAGGCAUCAAUGAUGCGCCAGCACUUGCGGCUGCAACUGUAGGAAUUGUUCUUGCUCAACGAGCAAGCGCAACUGCCAUAGCUGUUGCAGAUGUCCUAUUGCUGCGGGAUAAUAUAUUAGGUGUUCCAUUCUGUAUUGCAAAGUCUCGCCAAACAACAUCCCUGGUAAAGCAAAAUGUGGCCCUUGCACUAACUUGUAUAAUUUUGGCCUCUCUUCCAUCUGUUAUGGGAUUUCUUCCCCUGUGGCUAACGGUCCUUUUACAUGAAGGCGGUACUCUUCUUGUUUGCCUCAAUUCUAUACGUUCGCUUAAUGACCCGAAAUGGUGUUGGAGGGAGGACCUAUUGCAUGCUGUAAAAGAUUUCAAAAUGCCAUCGAAGAUGGGCAACGGAAGCUCAAGCUCCAUACAGGCAGCUCCUUUAUAGCCCUUGCUCUCUUCCUUUUUUGUUUUUGUUUUUGUUAUUAUUAUAAUUAUUAUUUUCACCUCUCCAUGAAGCAAUUGAAAUAUCAUGCUCAUGAAAUAACUGUGUAAAAAGAAGCAAGAAACACAGAUAUGUGCCAAAUGAGUAGCUGUUUUUGUGCAGAAUUAGAUUUUCUUUUUUACUUCUUUUGAGUAAGAACUAUGUAUAGUUCCCAUAGCAACGGGUAUAAGUUUUUGCUACGGUUUAUAUUACUUAGGACUGUAUUUGAACAUUAUGGUAUUAUUAAUAUUAUUAUUUUGAAACA
This is a messenger RNA of Mercurialis annua (annual mercury), 2895 nucleotides long. Its product is annotated as probable cadmium/zinc-transporting ATPase HMA1, chloroplastic. Gene Ontology annotation, biological process: monoatomic cation transport. The transcript is spliced from 13 exons. NCBI's taxonomy places the organism in Eukaryota, Viridiplantae, Streptophyta, Magnoliopsida, Malpighiales, Euphorbiaceae. The record is from RefSeq and is a predicted model, not a curated record. Gene Ontology annotation, molecular function: ATP hydrolysis activity; ATPase-coupled monoatomic cation transmembrane transporter activity; ATP binding. Gene Ontology annotation, cellular component: membrane. The coding region runs from base 132 to 2594 and encodes 820 amino acids.